AUGUUGUUCGAUACUAAACUUUUCGCAAUAGUUACACUUUCAACUCUUAUGUUAGUAGAAUCUUAUAGAGUAAAUCAAAUGGAUAGCGACAAGCAAAUGAAACCUCGUAGAGACUACAGACCUAAUAAGUGGCUCACAAAUAGUGCUAUGGAUAUUUGGUACGGCAAUAAAACAUUCAUUGAUAUUGUGUGGAGAGAGUUUUCGGAUUUAAUGUAUAAAUUGACAGAAAGAGACGAAUCAGAUUCCUAUCGAAUAUUUCAAAGAGAAAACAAUAAAAAAAUACAACCGCAUAGAGAUUAUAGGCCUAAUAAGUGGCUCGCGAAUAGUGCUAUGGAUAUUUGGUACGGGAACAAAACAUUCAUUGAUAUAAUUUGGCAAGAAUUUGCUGAUUUAAUGUACAAAUUGACAGACAGAGCAGAACGGUCAACUGGAGAAUAUCAAUCAAAGAAGACACAAAAGAAUGCAACACUUCCUUUCAGUUAUGAAUAUUCCAAACUUGGGAGCAACAAUACAAGUAAUGAAUCGGAACAGAUAACGUCUUCUGGUCGUGCUAGAAGGUUGAAGCAUACAGGAUUAAGAGAUGCUAGGAGAAUUCCAUUAUUUGAAUGA
Molecule: messenger RNA, 609 nt
Organism: Arctia plantaginis
Lineage: Eukaryota; Metazoa; Arthropoda; Insecta; Lepidoptera; Erebidae
Source: the annotation of a GenBank genome assembly